AUGGUGUCGUUUAAAUUUACAGUAUUGGCAGCUAUCCUGGCGGUUGUUAAGGCUGGUGAUUAUACUCAUGGUCCACAAGUCUUCCGGAGUUAUCAAGCUCCUGUAGAAAAAUACUCGUCAGCUCCAGCUGUAUCAUACUCUUCGAUCUCAUCCCCAGUUUUAACCAAAACUGUACAACAAGUACAAUAUGCUCAUGCACCUGUAGUACAACAAUAUGCUGCUCCAGUUCAAGCUUACUCCCAUCCAGCACCUGUGGCUUAUGCACAACAAGCCCCAGUAUAUGCUAAAGCUGUAAUUCAAGAACCAGACACACCACCUCACUACGACUAUGGUUAUUCCGUAAACGACCCUCAUACAGGCGACAACAAAAUGCAACAAGAGACGCGUAGAGGAGACGUAGUACAAGGAAUGUACUCCUUAAUAGACGCCGAUGGUACCAAACGUACCGUACAAUAUACAGCUGACUCGCACAACGGGUUUAAUGCUGUUGUACAUAGAGAACCAUCUAAUGCACAUGUCAAAACUGUUGCUCCAGUUAUAGCUAAGGUGGCGGCUCCUGUUCAUUAUGCUCCAGCUCCACAGUAUACUCAAGUUCAAUAUAACCCAGCUCCUGUUCUCAAGUCUUAUGCGGCUCCUGCUCAAUAUGCAGCUCCAGUACAGUAUGCUCCAGCUCCAGUUCCAGUUCAUUACAACCCAGCUCCAGUACAGUAUGCUCCAGCUCCAGUUCCAGUUCAUUACAACCCAGCUCCAGUACAGUAUGCUCCGGCCCCUAUAGUAAAAUCGUAUCCAGCUCCGGCUCAAGUUGUGGAAACAUAUGCUCAAAAUCCAGCUCCUGUUUUAAGAUAUACCAAAACACCGGACAUUCAGUAUUCGCAAGCUCCAGUAGCUCAUGGUAUUACAUACGCCAAUCCACAACAUUAG
Brassicogethes aeneus is the source of this 921-nucleotide messenger RNA. NCBI's taxonomy places the organism in Eukaryota, Metazoa, Arthropoda, Insecta, Coleoptera, Nitidulidae. The record is from the annotation of a GenBank genome assembly.